This is a messenger RNA of Doryrhamphus excisus (bluestripe pipefish), 1206 nucleotides long. RefSeq names its product ras-related protein Rab-11B-like. Gene Ontology annotation, molecular function: GTPase activity; GTP binding. Lineage: Eukaryota; Metazoa; Chordata; Actinopteri; Syngnathiformes; Syngnathidae. The record is from RefSeq and is a predicted model, not a curated record.
GUCACCCAAUGUUUCCGGGCACUGGGGAAGCUAAGCUAGCUGAGUCUAUUAUUUCCAUCCGGUCAAGUGCUCUUCUAACACAACGAAGAGGUGACUGUUGUUAAGCAAACCAUGGGAAACAGAGACGAUGAAUAUGAUUUCUUGUUUAAAGUUGUGCUUAUAGGAGACUCCGGGGUGGGGAAGAGUAACCUCCUGUCCCGUUUCACAAGAAAUGAGUUCAACCUGGAAAGCAAAAGCACCAUUGGGGUGGAGUUUGCCACCCGCAGUUUGCAGGUGGACGGCAAGACCAUCAAAGCUCAGAUUUGGGACACAGCCGGACAGGAGCGCUACAGAGCCAUCACCUCGGCGUAUUACCGCGGUGCAGUCGGGGCUCUCCUGGUGUACGACAUCGCCAAACACCUAACCUACGAGAAUGUGGAGCGCUGGCUGAAGGAGCUGAGGGAUCACGCCGACAACAACAUCGUCAUCAUGCUCGUCGGCAACAAAAGCGACCUACGGCACUUGAGAGCUGUGCCCACUGAUGAGGCUCGGGCUUUUGCAGAGAAGAACACGCUGUCAUUCAUUGAGACGUCAGCGUUGGACUCGACAAACGUGGAAGAGGCCUUCAAGAGUAUUUUAACAGAAAUCUACCGCAUCGUGUCACAGAAACAGAUAGCCGACCGAUGUUCACACGACUCUCCCGGCAACAACGUCGUCGACAUCAGCGUCCCACCGACCACCGACGGCCACAAGAGCAACAAAAUGCAGUGCUGCCUCAAUGUGUGACCUUUAUCCCUCCUUAUAUCCUCCUAUACCCUGAUCUCACCUAACCUCAGUUAAGCACUUUCCUCUCUCCUCUCCCUCUCAAUUCUGCCAUCAAAGACCUGUACAGAAGCCUUUUGUGUUGGAGAAUGUGAAAGGCUCUGACUUAAAAGUGACGGAGCAUUUCAAUACUGACCACUAGAUGGUGCUGUGCAAAGAAUCUAAUGGCAGUCACUUCCCAGUGAGGCAGUAUUAUGUUGAAAUCUGUAUUUAUUGAACUGUUGUUGAUGGAUGUUGUUGUUGUUGAUAUAAAGACUGGUUAUGUUUACAGUAAACGCUCUACAAAGCCAUCACAGCCUGUGCAAUGAGCAUAUUUUAUUAUUAUGAGCUUAAUCAGUAGUUAAUCAGUAGUUCUUUUUUGCAGUGCACUGCAGAACCCAGUAAAGAAGUAACCAGUGACUUUUA